Messenger RNA from Ricinus communis (castor bean), 988 nucleotides. RefSeq lists its product as uncharacterized. The coding region runs from base 231 to 746 and encodes 171 amino acids. Lineage: Eukaryota; Viridiplantae; Streptophyta; Magnoliopsida; Malpighiales; Euphorbiaceae. The record is from RefSeq and is a predicted model, not a curated record. The transcript is spliced from 5 exons.
UAUCUCUCUCUCCGUAUAUAUAUAUUAUUUAUCUAAUAUCUCUCUCUCCGUGUCAAUAUUUUAGUUUUCGUUUCCAAUUUUGAUUUUUUUUUAUUCUCCUCAGUGUCUUGUUCAAAAGGCUGUCUAGUCUUUAUUUCGUGGAAUUUGAUUCCCACUUAAUUUGCUUUCCCUGUAAAUCACAUACUGCAAGAUCUGAUAAAAGUUGUUGGCUUUGUUCUUGUACUACAUGCAUGGGUGGCUGUCUUGGAAGCUGCAAGAAGCCCAGACUAACAUUAAUAGAUGAACAGUCAAAGGGGUCAAAUAUUCAAGGUCAAACAGUGAAAAAACCUAGCAUUUCAGAGGAUUUUUGGACAACCAGCACUUGUGAUAUGGAUAAUAGUGCCGUUCAGUCACAGGGAAGCAUGUCAUCCAUCAGCACAGUAAACCAGACCCUUGAUCUGCACGGCAGCUCUAGUAGUGGUAGUGCACCUUCUCAAUUUGUAAAUCAUGGUCUUAUUGUCUGGAACCAGACGAGGCAGCGUUGGGUAGGAGAUAAGAAAUCUUUGAAUCGUGCACGUCAGUCUCGAGAACCCAAAUUAAACACUGAUUGUCUCUGCAUGGUUAAAAACUUCUGGCUUUGCUGCAGUUGGAAUGCGACAUAUGAAAGUUUGCUAGGGAGCAACAAACCUUUCCCUCGGCCUAUUCCUCUCUCUGAAAUGGUAGAUUUUCUUGUGGACAUUUGGGAGCAGGAGGGUAUGUAUGAUUGAGCUUAUACAAUUACAAGAAAUUUAAGGGUGGUUUUAAAAUUGAAAUCCCUAUCAAUUAAUGUCAGAUUAAGAUGCUGUUGAGCAAACCGUGGUGUGUGCUAACUGCAACAUUAUUUGUCAUAUGCGCACCUCGGCUUUUCUUUUCCUUCUAAAGGGCCAUUUUUAGACAUGCCUUCGUAUUGCAUUAAAACCAAUAAAAAACAUUGGCUGCCAAUGAUUUUUUUAUGGCAGUACUUCUUGCA